Cyclopterus lumpus (lumpfish) is the source of this 747-nucleotide messenger RNA. Its product is annotated as microfibril-associated glycoprotein 4-like. The record is from RefSeq and is a predicted model, not a curated record. Lineage: Eukaryota; Metazoa; Chordata; Actinopteri; Perciformes; Cyclopteridae. The coding region runs from base 1 to 747 and encodes 248 amino acids. The transcript has 5 exons. Gene Ontology annotation, biological process: elastic fiber assembly.
AUGAUGAUGAUGCAGGUGACAUUAUUCGUCGCCGUGCUGGUUCUUGCGGCCUCAGUUCGCGUCGACUCCCAGUCCUUUCUGCCCAUCGACUGCGACGACGUCUAUCGCCAUGACAACACCAGCUCCAGUGGGGUGUACAUCAUCUACCCAGGAGGUCCCACCACGCCGCUGCAUGUCUACUGUGACAUGGACACCAACGGGGGCCGAUGGACUGUAUUUCAGAGGAGGAUGGAUGGGACCGAAAACUUCUACAGGCCCUGGAAGCACUAUAAGACUGGAUUUGGGAAUGUGGCCGGAGAAUAUUGGCUCGGCCUGGAAAACAUCUUCCUGCUGACUAUGAGGAAGAAGAACGAGCUGCAGGUCGACAUGGAGGACUGGGCGGGAGGGAAGGCGUCCGCCCAAUACUCCUCCUUCUCGAUCGAUUCUGAGAACGCUGGUUAUCGGCUUCACUUUGGCAGCUUCACUGGCGGAGCGGCAGGGGACAGUUUGAUGGAACACAACGACAUGAAGUUCACCACGUUUGACAAAGAUCUGGACCAGUGGGAGCAUAACUGCGCUCAGCAUUUUCUCGGAGGAUUCUGGUACGGAAAGUGCCACUCGGCUAACCCCAACGGCAUGUACGCAGCCCAAAGUGCCAUCGGGUAUUCCAACACCCUCAACAUUUGGCGAACGUGGAAAAGCCAGAACUCCCUCAAGACUAUUGACAUGAAGAUGAGAUCGAUCGCUACGUGUACAUGCGCACUUUAA